Hippoglossus stenolepis (Pacific halibut) is the source of this 2172-nucleotide messenger RNA. RefSeq lists its product as uncharacterized. The record is from RefSeq and is a predicted model, not a curated record. The transcript is spliced from 4 exons. The coding region runs from base 1 to 753 and encodes 250 amino acids. Lineage: Eukaryota; Metazoa; Chordata; Actinopteri; Pleuronectiformes; Pleuronectidae.
AUGCAGCCUCCUCGUUGUUGUUCCGGGGGACGAGGGUGUGUUUGGCCCGUCGGUCCAGAGCAGGCGUCCCGACGUCCAGGCCCCCGACCCGGCGCUGGAGUCCCCCGGGAGCAGAUCCACACCGGCUGGAGUCUGCUGCUGGUCCACAGGAGGUCGGAGCUCAAGCUGAGCGCCGGCUGUGGACCACCAGCAGCAGCCUCCUUCCCUGCGAGAGAGAGAACAAACCAUUCAACAACGUCGAAAGUUGCCUACUUCAAGAGGAAAUAUGCGGAGGAGGAGGAUUUACACGGAGGCCUACAUAGAUAUUUUCAAAAACACCUGAUCCUGCAGGAGGACCGCAGCUGCAUCCUGAAGCUGUCCCUGGAGAAGCUGAGGUUCCUGGAGGACCCCGAGGCCUACCUGCGGCGCUCCGUCCUCAUCAACAACCUGCUGAGGAAGAUCCACCAUGAGGAGGAGGAGCUGGAGGCUGAGGAGGAGGAGGAGGAGGAGGAAGAAGAUGAUGUAGAGGAGGAAGAGGAGGAAGAGGAGGUCAUUGGGGCGAGUGGGCAGCGGAGGCUGAUGUACCCGGACAGGAAGAGAGUGAAGGUGCUGGUGACAGACUGCUGCUCUCCACCGUUCGGCCUUGAGGACCUGCAGCAUUACCGGCUGGUGCCCUGUUACCCUGCAGCCGGAUGCCUGUACGGCCUGGGCUCGUGUCCCGGCCUCGCCCCGAGCCACCAGGUGCUGCUCUACAACCUGGACGACAACGGCUGAGUCCGCAGAGCCCUCUCCGUCGGGCCUCUGUCCACCAAGUCAGGAGAAAGACAAGCAUGCACCGUUUGUUUGAGGAGAAGCUGCUGACCUUUCCCCUUUGGGGUCGCGUGGGGCGUCGGCUCCUUUCUGGAUGUGGCCUCCUCUCGUCUCCUCGACAGGAGGAAGCUGAGAAACCCUGAAUCGUCUCCUGCCUCAGCAUCAACAGGGUUCCUCAAGUUGAUGUCGACCUCCGCCGUUUAGUAUCCGUGCAAAUGUGAAGGACUCUGAGCUUUGAUGAAGGACUUUUAUUUGAUUUAGAUUUGAUUCUCUGUUGCUUUUCGUUGUAACUGUUGCUCAUGUGGACAUUGAGCAUAUUCAGGGAUUUACAGGCGACUUCUGAUGCACCUCAGCUUGUACAUGGACGAGAUGCACUUGUACGCUUCUGUUACCUUUUGAUGCUACUGUGUGAUUUAUGAAAUAUUCACUGGAUCCUCAUCCUCUGAGGUGCUUUCACUGCCUGCGGGAGAAACGACUGUUUCCGGUCCUGUUUGAUGUCCUGUGUUCAUUCAAUAGGCUCUUGGUUGUUUUCAUUUAUUUUAUCCCGUUGCUGCCCUCUGCUGGUCAAAGAAUCACCUGGCAGCUCUUCUUCAUGGCUGAUGUGUUGAUAUGAUAAUGAUGAGAAGAAAUAUGCAGUUAUAAGCAGAUUCAGUUUUAUUAAUGUAUUUAUAAACAAUAUGUCAUCAAUUGAAGGUGUAAGGAUAUGACUUAUAUCUUCAUAGACAAAGUUAAAUUAAUGAUAAAGUCUUUUAAAUUGUCAUUAUUAUUAUUAUUAUUAUGAAUGUGUUCUGAAGGAAUACACUCAUAAAUGCUUAUUAUAAAGAAGGUGAAAGUAAAGUUGUUGAAAAGGUUAAAACAACAAAAUGACAUCUCGUCCAAAAAUGGUUUUCGUGAAUAAGUUUCAGCUGUUUUUGUUUGUUUUAAAGCUGAAUAUCAAAGAGCAGAAUGUCUUUAAAUUGAUUCUUAUAUUUCAUAUUUUCUACUUUGAGUCCUGAUUAAAAACAGCGCAGGUGACUGAGUUCUCUCUAGAACUGUCAGAAGAUGUUUUAUUAUUCAAUGCGGCAAAAUGUUUGUUUCAUAAAAGUGACUAAUCUGCAGCGCGGCGAUGAAUGACUCAUCCUCUCUCAGUGUUUCUCUCUGUGGUUCGUCUUUUCUGUGCGUCUGCAAGUUUUACUGCAUUUGAAAAAAUGUGCAUCCUGAAAACACUGAAAAAAAUACACAGUGACAAAGUGAAGGCAACUAUUAAAAAAACUUGAAAUUUUAAAACAAGAAUUUAUAUUUUGAUGAAAUCCACAUUUAAGAUAAACUAUUUUGAAAAAAGGAGCCAUUGAACUUUAUUUCAGGUGAUUGAUUAUCUAAUAAAGUAUGAAACGUGACAAUGUU